Messenger RNA from Pseudomassariella vexata, 2328 nucleotides. RefSeq lists its product as uncharacterized. The transcript has a single exon. The record is from RefSeq and is a predicted model, not a curated record. The coding region runs from base 300 to 1973 and encodes 557 amino acids. Lineage: Eukaryota; Fungi; Ascomycota; Sordariomycetes; Amphisphaeriales; Pseudomassariaceae.
GGGGGAUUAAGGGUCUCUGUCGUUUGGCGUCAUCACCGUCUGAGACGAAGUCAACAACUCCAUUACUCGUCGGAUAGCGCUCUAAGUCGAGAUAGCCACAACCACUCUCACUGGUAGAGUUCGGAACCACAUUAAGUACACUUGCAUAUUGAGUCUACGCUAAUCAAUGCACCUUCCUGCACAUGUCAUCCAUGUGUGUAUUCUGGUAUCAUACUUCCGUUGCACGCGAGCUUAGCCACGCCUUUAUUAUCCUUUGCCUUCCUUCCUUUCCCCUUCUGCACACUCUUUAGUCAGAUUUGAUGCCUUCACGCGAGCUCCGCCUGUCGAGGAUUCCGCCGGCGCUUUCGAACCUCCAUCCCAGCCUUCGGUCACCUUUCCUCGACGACGGAUCCGAGCCUUUGCCGCUCACAGCCGCCUCCUGCGAAACCGACAUCGAAGAUUACAUUGGCAGCGGGUGUGACACCGUCGGCGAGCGGACACCUGCGUUCGGCAAGCGACUUUCUUUCGAGCCGGCAGAACGUUCACCUCUAAGUAAUGUCGGACGCUACGACAACGAUAAGAAACUGCAUCUAGACAGCGACGAGGAGGAAGACGAGGAGGAAGACGACGACGACAUGGACAGACCUUCCUACACCCGGCCUAGCAAUGGCCGCUCUGGCACUCCCCUCCUUCACAAAAACGAUGAAGAGCGCGGACGGUCUCGGGGGGCGCCGUCACCUCUGCUCAUGCCUUCCAGCUGGUCAACUUCACGCACGCGACCCUCGCUCGCCCGGCGCUCCACGAUGCGAUCCCGAUCACCAGACACACAGGCGCGUAUAGCAGCGCGCAAAAAGUACACAUAUGCCGCCGUCUUCCUUAUCAUCUCGCUCGUCUCCUUCUGCAUCCAGACGGAGCUAGCGGCGUACGUGCAGCAGGACCUCGGCUGGAACAAGGCAUACUGCAUGCUGUAUCUGACCCACGGUUCAUGGGCUAUGCUCUGGCCCGUCCAGCUCCUCGUCCUGCGCCUGCAGAAGUGGCAGACGCCCUGGAGGACGUUCUGGAAGCGGCACGUCUACAUCCUCCGCAGCACGGCGCACAUGGUGCAGGCUCAAGACCUGGAGCCCAAGCACAUGGCGCAUUUGAGCCCUUGGCCGUACUUGAUCCGUACCACGGCCUUCGUCACCAGUGCGCUGACGGUCGCGGGAUUGAGCUGGUAUUUGGCUGUCAACAUGACGAGUCCGAGUGAUCUGACGGCUAUCUACAACUGCUCUGCCUUCUUCGCCUACGCCUUCAGCGUGCCCCUGCUCAAGGAGAAGCUGCGCCUCGACAAGAGCCUCGCGGUGCUCAUCGCCAUUGUGGGCGUUCUAGUCGUGGCCUACGGCGACUCCAAACCCCCCGCCGAAGGAUCAGAAGAGCCAGCCUCAGCAGACGGAACCAGGUUCUUGGGUAACAUGAUCAUCGGUGUCGGCAGCGUGCUCUACGGCCUCUAUGAGGUACUCUACAAACGCUGGGCUUGCCCGCCCGAAGGCGUCUCCGCCCAGCGCGGCAUGAUCUUUGCCAACGCCUUCGGUAGCUGCAUCGGGUUUUUCACUCUGACCGUUCUCUGGAUCCCUCUUCCGUUGCUGCACAUGCUCGGCUGGGAGACAUUCGAGCUCCCAACGGGCGAGACAGCCCUCUACCUUUGGCUCAGCGUCGUCAUGAACGCGACGUUUGCGGGAAGUUUCUUGGUGCUCAUCUCGUUGACGAGCCCCGUGCUGAGUUCAGUCGCGGCGUUGCUAACGAUUUUCAUCGUGGCGCUUGCCGAUUGGGCCCUCACGGGAGAAGCCAUCAGUGCCGCCGCGCUGUUUGGCGGGGUCAUGAUUAUUGUGGCGUUUUUGAUGUUGAGUUGGAGUACGUGGAGGGAGAUGACGGAGGACGCGGCGCGGAAGGCGGGCGCCGUGGAGGUGGACUAUGACAGUGAGGAGAGUGAUAAGGAUGACGAGAGGUUAGACUAAGGUGUGGUAGUGAGAUAAGGGUCGAGGUUUGCCGUGGAGGAUGGAGUGUGUGGAGUGUUGAUAGGUGCCUUGGAGUUGAGGGGAUAGACUGAUUUUGGCGAGAUCUUGAGAAGGUGAUAUACAGUGUUGGUUUGUUGUCAGUUGUGUUACAUUCAGUUCAGACUCUGUCCUCCAGACGGAUACAGGGGUUUGUUUGUUAGACGUUGGAUCUGAUCUGGGAAUCAAGACAACGCGAGAUAUAUAGACGGAUGAGGAUCACGAUGUUGUAGGACAGAUUAGCUAGUGCAGCUCCCCGUCCCCCAUCGUGAGCAUUAGCAUCACACGGCGUUCUAGGUACCGGGAAUGGAUUUGGGGU